This is a messenger RNA of Lingula anatina, 621 nucleotides long. Its product is annotated as toll-like receptor 1. The record is from RefSeq and is a predicted model, not a curated record. Lineage: Eukaryota; Metazoa; Brachiopoda; Lingulata; Lingulida; Lingulidae.
AUGGAGGUCUCUGAUCUUUCAGCGGGAACUGACAAUCUCUCACUCAGUGAGAUGAAAAUAUCUUUAUCUGAUGACAUCGCAACGCCAAAAGUUACCAAUGAUACUGAAAAAUCUUUGGAGGAGUGCGAUGCAACGGAACCGAUUGGUGUACUUUAUCGAGACAAGUAUCGUGCAUUUUUGACUCACAGUGACAUUGAUGCUGAGUUUGUGGAAAGUGUCAUGGACACAUUGGAGAAAAGAGGAAUCAGUUGCUGCUACUCCAAAAAAGAUUUCCGUCCAGGUACUUCAACGGUGUCUUGUAUUAAUGAAGCUAUGGACAGGAGCAAGUUUGUUAUCUGCUUUCUUUCAAAAGAUUUUCUUACAAGUCCUUGGUGCAAGCAUGAAAGAGAAAUGGCGUUGCAUAAAGCUGCCGAGACGAGUGAAGACAUCAUUGUUCCUAUCCUGAUGGACGCGUCUCUUGAGGAUUUACCCAUGAAUAUGCGUCGCUUAACUCAUAUCAGAUAUGAGGACAUCGACUUUGAAAAGAAGUUGUUUUUUUCGCUUGGAUUUCAAGAGGGAAACUCCCGUCCAACAUACGAUGAUCUAGAGGCUGCUAACGCCAAACUGAACACCGAGUUGUAA